CCAAACACUUAUUACUUGAUUAUGUUUGCAAGAGAACCAUAUACGCUAUACGCUAAUCAGUUACCACAUCUCUUCAAGCACCAAAGAAUUGAGCAAUAUAAAGUUGGUGACCACAAACAACAGUCUUAAUUUUACAUCUGCUCAAGAUAUGUUGCUUACGAGAAUUUCUAUAUUAAAUCCCGUUGUUGUUUUGUUAUGCAUUAAUAGCUACCCUACAGUCUACCUAGCAUCUUUGAAAAAACAUGAUGAGGAUAAAAUACCUAUCCUAAAUUUGCACACUUGUUGCAGGAUUUGGAUUCUAUCAUGGAUGUACGAGUUUCAUUUAUUACCAGAUAAAGUUUAGUACACACUUUACCAGCAGAUGGCGCUCUUUAUACUUAAAUCUACUUCAAGCAAAGACUACACAGGGAUGAUUUCUAUUCCAGAUUCUUUAAAUGGCGAGUUUAAGUAGAUGUAAUCAUUAUCUUCAUGACUUGAACGAAAGGAAAACUCUAUUAUUCCCUAGGAAAACGUCCGCAUAAUUGAAUGAAAGUGUAGACGGUGAGAUUUGAGGCACCGCCGUGGAUAACCCUCCACACAGCGGCUGUCUGCGCACCACAUCCCUCUGAAGCCGAGAGGAGCGGAGAGGCAGAGCAGCGUUCUCCAACAUGGCUAAAGAAGGAGCAGAUAUGACGGAGGAGACCCAGUUCAUGAUAGACACAAAUCCGGGGAAAGAACCAGAAAUUGUGGAAUCAUCCUGCGAAGCUAAAGAAAUGCGAGCGGUGGUACUGGCAGGUUUCGGGGGUCUUAACAAACUCAGGGUAACCAAGAAGGCAAUGCCCGAGCCUCAGGAGGGCGAAGUGAAGAUACGCGUCAAAGCAUGUGGCCUGAAUUUCCUGGAUCUGAUGGUACGUCAGGGAUCUAUUGAUAAUCCUCCAAAACCUCCUGUUGUCCCCGGGUUUGAAUGCUCUGGGAUAGUAGAGUCAGUAGGUGAAAACACAGCCGGAUUUGAGAUAGGCGACAGAGUUAUGGCAUUUGUCAAUUACAAUGCUUGGGCAGAAGUGGUUUGCACGCCAGCGGAUUUUGUCUACAAGAUGCCAGAGGAAAUGAGUUUUGCUGAGGCUGCUGCAUUCUCCCUGAACUUUGUGGCGGCCUAUAUGAUGCUCUUUGAGGUUGCCAAUCUUCGAGAGGGGAUGUCAGUGUUGGUCCACUCAGCAGGAGGUGGUGUAGGUCAAGCUGUGGCUCAGCUGUGCUCAACGGUGCCUAAUGUCACUGUGUUUGGGAUCGCCUCAUGUUCCAAACACGCAGCCAUCAGAGACUCGGUGACUCACAUCUUUGACAGAAACGUUGAUUAUAUGCAAGAAGUAAAAAAGAUUUCUCCAGAGGGAGUGGACAUCGUGUUGGACUGCCUCUGUGGGGAGAACACGGGGAAAGGCCUGACUCUGCUGAGGCCGUUGGGAACCUACAUACUCUAUGGCGCAUCAAACAUGGUAACUGGGGAAACAAAGAGUUUCUUCAGCUUUGCAAAAUCUUGGUGGCAGGUGGAGAAGGUGAACCCUAUUAAACUAUACGAAGAGAAUAAAGUCAUAGCAGGAUUCUCACUCCUCAACCUCCUCUUCAAACAUGGGAAAUGUAGUCUGGUGAAAUCAGUGAUGGACAAACUCUUGUGUCUCUUUGAGCAAAAGAAGAUCAAGCCGGUAGUGGACUCCCUAUGGGCGCUGGAGGAGGUAAAAGAAGCCAUGCAAAGAAUUCAUGACAGAGGCAAUGUAGGAAAACUAAUUCUGGAUGUCGAGAAGUCUCCCACCCCUCUGAUGGCCAGCGACAGCACAGAGACCAGUGAGGCGGGAGAGGAGGAAGAGGAGCCAGAGGGAGACAACGACAGCAAGGAGCGAAUGCCUUUUAUCCAUUAAACCUCCCAGCAACACGCCCAGAGACUGAAGAGGCUGCAGACAUUCACCACAGAGGGACACAACCACACACAAGUGUUGUGCAGUAUUUGCUGUAUGCAUGUGCUGUAUGCAUGUAUGCAUGAAUGGAUGUAUGUACAGUAUUUGUUUGUUACUUAUUGUUUGUCAAUUAAUUGUUCAAGCUGAAUAAUUGAGACCAACAACAUUUUCUCUAACAGAUACAACAGGUGGAAGUGCCGUCAUCAAUCUAGUAUUAUUAUAUUCUUUACGGUAUUAUGCGGUUAUGCUAGCCAAUCAUUUGAUCAGGUUUGUGUCCAUUCCUCUAGUAAUUGCAUCCACAAACAGUUAUCGACUGCAAAAGUAUUUAAGCCUUGAAACAGGUUCAGGAUUAGUACCCUUAAAAACACACUUACUAUAAACGUCAUGUAGCAUAACAACUUUAACAUGUCUUCAAAAAAAUAAGAAAGCGUAAUUCAAUACAUCACCUUUUUCAGUGAUGAUGGCUGUAUAACGAAACAAUUGACGUAGUUAUGUGAAAUAUUUGAAUGCUUCUAUUACAAUAGUGAUGUUUUAGGUGCCAGAGCUAGAAAGGUAUGUGUGUAGAUAUUUGCUUGAUACUUUACUCUUAGGUUCCUGCCGACCUUGUUAUACAGUAUAUCACAGGAUCACCAGUGCCUUUAACCCACCAACAGGUGUAAAGAAGAAGUAAAGUUCACAUUAUAAAAAAAUCUUCCACUGCACAUAUAUUCAGAUGUCCAAUCUAUACAACCCCAUACAGCUUUGCAUACAUUUUGGAAGGUCAAAAACAUUAGAUAUAAAAUAUGUAAAUGCAAGAGAACAUGAUGUAAAUCAGAAAAUUCAGAGUCUUUUCAGACAGGGUGUAAGCCAGACUUUAGUCAAACAUUUGUUGAGUCUCUGCUUUUACUUGUCUGACCGAAAUUGUUUACUUGCUGGUGCCUCACAACAAAAGUGCCGUAAGACUCCAACAUAAAUUAUUUUUGCAAUGAUCAGGUGUAUAAAACCAGGGUGAUUCAGGUCUGAACAACACUGUGUAUUACUUUGCUCAAGUAUGAUGCCCACUGCUUUACUCUGCCAGUUUUAAUCAAAUGUCCACACUCACAUAUUUUAAUGAAUGAUCUGGUUUUAUUUUUAAUUAAUCAAAGUAAAUAGAAACUAUUUUCAUUAUUUUUGGGGGCCUUGCUUUAACAGCAUAUUGACUAGUCUUUUGAAUUUCUAUUUCUUUACUUGAACUAUAAAAACAAAACUAGAUUAUAUAUCAAAAAUGUAUUUUCUCAACUACUAAAAUAAUUCAAAUCAAGUCUUUCCAUAUGCCUUUAAAAAAUGUCAAUUUGCAAACUAACAGGAUGCAUGCUUCAAACAUGAAUGAUAAAUGGUGGAUAGACAGUGUUAAUGGGCGCAGAAGUAAUAUCAUUUUACAAUGCAUAUGUAGACUGGAUAAGUAUAAGUAUUGAUAAUUGUUUUUAGACACUAUGGAAAUACAUCUCAAUAUUAUUGUCAGACAUUUUUAUUUGUGUGUAUGUGUGUGUGCGUGCAUGUGUGUUUUCAUGUUGCCUUGUGCAAAACAACAUGUCUAAAGAAGUGUUAGACAUCAUAGUGUGUUCACAAUCUCCUUUUAAACUCUGGUUUACCUGUGGUUGUAUAUUUUUGUCACAUUUUCUGGUGUGUACCUUCUUUGUCACAUUUUCUGGUGUGAACCUUCUUUGAG
This is a messenger RNA of Eleginops maclovinus (Patagonian blennie), 3612 nucleotides long. It is a transcript of the gene vat1l, whose product is annotated as vesicle amine transport 1-like. The transcript is spliced from 9 exons. Gene Ontology annotation, molecular function: oxidoreductase activity; zinc ion binding. The record is from RefSeq and is a predicted model, not a curated record. The coding region runs from base 648 to 1889 and encodes 413 amino acids. NCBI's taxonomy places the organism in Eukaryota, Metazoa, Chordata, Actinopteri, Perciformes, Eleginopidae.